Planococcus citri (citrus mealybug) is the source of this 1571-nucleotide messenger RNA. RefSeq names its product putative inositol monophosphatase 3. NCBI's taxonomy places the organism in Eukaryota, Metazoa, Arthropoda, Insecta, Hemiptera, Pseudococcidae. Gene Ontology annotation, molecular function: 3'-nucleotidase activity. The transcript is spliced from 5 exons. The record is from RefSeq and is a predicted model, not a curated record. Bases 296 to 1288 code for a protein of 330 amino acids. Gene Ontology annotation, cellular component: endomembrane system.
AUUUUGAUUUGAUAAAACACGAAUAAUAGUGAUAAUUCAUAGUUCAUUUUAGACUUGAAAAUUUCAAAUUUUUUCUCGUACAUGGAACUUUUGCUAUCUUUAUGACGAAAUACCGAUAAACACGUACUUCUAUUCGUGAAUAAUGCAUAACAAACGUACGCCGUUCUCACGAUGGGUCAUUACGAGUUCUUCAGAAUGCUGACAUGAAACCAUAUGUGUGUUUUUUUUGGAACAGAAAUGUCAUCCAAGACGUAAUAUCGUAUUUUAAAUUAUUCAUUAUGUAUUAAAAUCAAAAAUGAAUUUCGGUGGCACUAUUAAACUAAAUCCUCUGGGUAUUUGCGUAAUUCUCGGUCUAACUUUUAUAUUUUUGCUAUACUCGUUCGCUCGAAGACCUGUAUACGAAAAAGAAGUGAAUCUAAAAGAUCUUUUAAUAGCGGCGAUACAAGUGGCAGAAAAAGGAGGAGUGGAAAUUAAAACACAAAGUCAUACCGAGUUAGACAAGCAGAGUAAGGGUAAAACUCGCGAAGGGGCAGAUGAAUUCAUAACCGAUGCGGAUAAACGAUCUCAUUGUUCGAUGUAUUACGGUCUACGAUACACAUUUCCAACUUUGAGAGUGAUAUCUGAGGAAACGUUAUCCAUAGAGGAAUGUGCGCUUUACUCCGAAACUCUACAUCUUAUUCCUAACGAUGACACGAUAAUUUCGCUGAGCAAUAUGUACGUACCUGUGGAAGAUGUUACUGUCUGGAUUGAUCCUCUCGAUGCUACUCAAGAAUUCACUGAGAAACUGACGUCUUAUGUGACUGUCAUGGUUUGCGUAGCUGUUAAAGGAGUUCCAACAAUUGGUGUAAUUCAUCAGCCUUUCGAUCAACAGACGACAUCCUGGGCAUGGGACGGAAUAGCCAUUUCUCCAGACCUGAAACGACCAAUGAAAAAACCUGAAAGUCAGCCAAACAUAAUAGUUUCACGGUCUCAUGCUGGUCAAGUGCAGGAAUCUGUAAGCAGGGUACUUCCUCAAGCGAAAGUAAUACCAGCCGGAGGCUCAGGUUAUAAAGUAUUACAACUUAUAAAUGGAAACGCAUCAGCUUACGUACAUUCUACUUAUAUUAAAAAAUGGGACGUGUGCGCUGGUAAUGCAAUUUUGAGGAGUCUCAAGGGUAGAAUGAGUACUCUGAAAAAUGAAGAUAUAGAUUAUUCAGAUGCCAAAGAAACUAAAGUCAAAGACGGAAUCUUAGCAGCUUUAUACGAUCACGGCAAAUAUUACGAUAUAUUCAAAAAUAUUUUGCAGUAAAUUUUAAAACGAAUUUUUCAUGUUUUGUGUUUUGUGGAUGUUUUAUUUCCUCGGUGUUUUUGUGUAGUUUUUGUUUUACGAAGUAAUUUGGUAUUUGAGCGAGAUCAUUAGAAAAUUGAAUUCCAAACACUAGUUAUAUUAUUAUUAUUAUGAAUGUAAAUUUGAUCUCAAUUGAAUUGAUCAAUGUUAAGAUGAUCAUCAAAUCAAAUCCAAGUUAUUUCAAUAAUGUUAUGAACAAUUAUUUUACAUUUAUUAUUUUCUAAUAAAUAGUUUUUCAGCUGUU